Molecule: messenger RNA, 2594 nt
Organism: Vitrella brassicaformis
Lineage: Eukaryota; Vitrellaceae
Source: the annotation of a GenBank genome assembly
CCGACACAUGGCUCCUUUGACGUGUUGUACAGCAUCGGGCACUCAUAGAUCUGAGUGACUGAGAAGCGGCAUGGCCUCGCCAGCCCUCGACGCGCCGUUCUGGUCAGGCGAGGACGGGCCGGAGGUGUACUGUCCGUCGCGCUGGGGUGUGUGGUCGCCAAACGACCAAGAGUGGACAUUCAUGGUGCAGCAGAUCUGGGAGGUGAGACCAAACACUGACAUGAAGUGCAUGCCACAUGCAGCAAUGCCGCAAGUGUGGUUCUCUUGUGAUCAGGAGGAGAGCAUGGCGCUCAGGUGUUCGUCGCACAGCGACGCUCCCCGCAUCCCCAAGAUCAUCCACCAGAUCUGGCUCGGAGGCAACCAGAUACCGCCGGAAUGGUACGGCAGACACACAUCCGCACAUAGCUUGUCACAGGGAACACAACGCUCUCUCUUUCUCUCUCUCUCUGUGUGUGUGUGUGUGUGUGUGUGUGAGUGUUCAGUAUCCCGUGGAUGGAGUCGUGGAAGCGCUACCACCCUGACUGGGAAUACAAGUGGGCAUACAGUUUGGAUUGCGCACUACUCUGGUUUUCCUGCAUUGGACUGCGUGUGGUCAGGCUGUGGCAAGAUGGCGACCUGGAGAAUCUCCCGUAAGGAACGCAAAGCCAACAGCACCACACAACGUUGCAAUGCAUUGACGUUUGUCCUGCCUGCCUGCCUACCUGCCCGUGUGAUGGUUGUGUGCAGGCUGCUGCCCCGCUGCCGUGCGUUGAUAGCAUCGGCCUCCAACCCGGCAGAGAAGGCCGAUAUACUGCGGCUGGAGGUGGAUGGGCAUCAGAGAAGCCUGCCUGGCAUGAGAGAGGGAUGCCGUCGUCGACUAUGUGUCUGUCGCCUGUGUGUCUGCUAUCUGUCAGCUGUUGCGGCUGUUUGGUGGGCUGUAUGUGGAUGUGGAUUUUGAGUGCCUUCAGCCGAUGGACCGACUCCACCACACGUACUGUACCUACGCCGCUAUACGACGCCCACCUGCCUGGCCUGCCGUGCGCGGCGGCAUUACUCUCUCCUUCUGUCCGCUGCGUUGUUUUGCUGAGUGCCUGCAGGUGUGACUUCUACUGCGGCGCUGCGAGCGUCGGCGUAUUCGAAAUCAACAACGGCCUCAUCGCCGCCAAACCUGGUCGGCCCUUGGCACACACGGACGGGAGAGGGAUGGCGGGGCGGAAGGUGUGCAUGCCAUGCCAUGCCAUGCGUGGUCUGUCUGGUCUGGGUGUGGUGUCCCUGCCCUGCGCGUGCCUGCCUGCCUGCCUGCCUGCCUCACACGAAUGACAUGUGGUUCGAACGUUCAGGUAGUGCGCUGGUGUGGUACCUGCUGGAGCGCAUCGGGCUGGCGUGGGUGGAGUGGGGCAAGGAGGACGUCGACCCCAAACACCAAACAUUCCACAUUCUCAACCAAAAAGGGUGCGGUGCGUUCGUAGAGUAGACAGACACUCAUAAAGGGAGGCGGGCAACACCACACCACACCACACCCUUCCCCCUCCACAUCCCCACUUCUGUCUGUCUGUGUGUGCUUGUCUUGUUGUCCUUUGUCUGUCAGGGCCUUCUCGCUGGAGAUGCUUCACAGUCUGGGUGUGGUGCCGCGUGAGAUGAUGGGCCUGGCUGGUGUGGGGGGUGCGGACACCCGGCAGCCCACCCCGGCUGAGCAGGUGGCCAUGAGCAUGGGGGCCGACCUGGGCGGCGGGGCGGGGGCGGGCAGGAAGCCCAACGAACCAUUUGCACCAUUCAUCGCAACCACAGGUACUCCCUACUGCAGCUGGUGAGAGAGGUCAACACCUGCAAACGACUGACUGAUGUGUGGCAGGUCCCGGCUUCUUCACGCGGGGCAUCAUGCGCUACUUCCGUGACCGCUUCAACCCUCCCCCCGCCCUGCCCUCCGCAUCCGGACCCUCCAGCAGCUCGGAGUCGUCAUCGGCCGCAGCGGCCUCCGCACCAUCGCCCGCCCCCAUCGACUACAGCGAGAAGUGCGUGGUCUUCCCGCCGCGGUUCUUUUUCCCCACACCCAACACGCAGCACCGAGACCAACACAUGCAGCCGGUGAGCAUAGCCCGGAAGGGACACAGUUGCGUGAAGGAGGCGAGGCAUACCGACUUGUCUGUCCUCCUUGUUGUGUGUGGGGGUGUGUAGGGUGAGCGUCAUUAUGGCGAGUGUUCGUUGGCCGUGCACCACUGGCGGCGGACGUGGCGCGCACCCACGCCGGGGCAGCAGGGCGGGCCGACGCCGCACUAGCUGCUGUUGGGUUGCACGAGGAGGAAAGUGGCGUGAAGGUCACUCACGCGUGUCGCGGGAUGGAUGGAUGAUCCCCGUGCAUGUGUGUGUUUCUGCCGGUCAAUGCGAUGCGAUUGUGUGACCAGUUUUUGUUCCAGUGGUUUGUUGAGUGAUUUGAGCCCCUACUGCACCCGUUGUCGGAUAGAAAUGCGUCUCAUUUUGUCUGACGGCGGGUGUUCACGAACAAACCAACAGGAGAGAGAGAUGAUGGAAUAGCUUCCUGUGUUUUCAGCCAUGCAUACGACUGGGAUGCUUUCGAAGCUUUGGAGACGAUUGAUUUAAUGCGCGUUCGUUGUCCC